Cimex lectularius (bed bug) is the source of this 1486-nucleotide messenger RNA. Its product is annotated as TLD domain-containing protein 1-like. The transcript is spliced from 10 exons. Lineage: Eukaryota; Metazoa; Arthropoda; Insecta; Hemiptera; Cimicidae. The record is from RefSeq and is a predicted model, not a curated record. Bases 155 to 1408 code for a protein of 417 amino acids.
UUUAAAUGAAAAGAGCAUGAACAGGACUCAUUUUAUUUUAAAAAUCAAUUAAGCAUUGCUUAUCACAUGUCAGGAAUGAAAAUAUUUCACAUUUGUGCACCGACUAAUAUCAGAAAUAAAAUUGUGAGUAAUACACGGUUCAUUGUGCUGUGCGAUGGGUAAGAAGAUUUCAAAAUUUAGAAACCCGAGGGUUUUCACAGAGGAGGAGAUAAAAUUAAUAGAAGAAUCUUUUGAAAUUAACAGGAGUGAAAUAGCUACAAUGUCAACAGAAGUUCUCUCGGUAAAAUGGCAUGAUUACAUGCUCAACACAACUAUAGACAUAUGGUUACAAUACUUGUUCCCUGGAACGAGUAAGAACUUGGAUUGGAGCAGGUUCACAUACUUACAUAAAGGCCAGGGAAGUCACUUUUUGGAAGAAAAAGCCCAAGCGAUUGUCAGGGUAUUGAUUAACAUCCCAAAGGAGGAACCUUUAGAACGCUCUGUCGAAACAGAAAAAGUGAAAACGUAUUUCAGGGAUGUAAUAGCUUCCUAUCUUCGAAGCUUGGGAAGCUAUGAAAAUGCAGACUUCUUCAAGUGGUUAAAAAUCGAUGCAACUACGUUCUCUUACAAUUUAUCUGAUAUCAUAAACAGUUUAACAUCUGAAUUGAAAACCGAUGAAGUUGUAGCUAAAGAUGUUGAAGAUUGGCUCAGGACUAAGCCGAUAAUCAGUGAUAUUCUUAAUGGGCUUUUAUGCAUAGCGUAUGGAAUUGUGGAUGUCACUUCUGUCCCUUGUGUUUUACCCAAACCGUUAUCGUAUUUCUCAACAAUUCUAGAUAUAUCGCAUGUGAUAUUUCUAUGCGCACAUUUGACAAAGACGUGCACAAAAAAUUGGAAGCUGCGGUUUCACAAUCAAGGCCACGGUAGCAAUUAUACACUUCUGUGUAAAACCAUUCUCGGCGUCGGGCCAAAUUUAUUAAUAAUCAAAGACCACGGGAAUCAUGUGUUUGGAUGCUUUGCAUCAGAAUCUUGGAAACAGUCGACACAAUUUUAUGGUGACAAUAGAUGCUUUUUGUUUCAAUUAUCACCUGUGCUACGCCUCUUUGAACCAAGCGGUACCAACAAUAACUUCAUGUACCACAAUUCUAGUCAUCACACUUAUCCUAAUGGAUUUGGUAUGGGAGGGCAGAUAGGUUUUUUUGGCUUGUGGGUUGACGGCGAUUUCGGGCAUGGUGCAUGUUCAGACUUUUGCAGCACUUUUACAAAUUUCGUACGCCCGUCUGUUUCUACACAGUUUACAUUCACUCACAUCGAGGUUUGGGCUGUUGCCGAUGAUUCUGAGGAUGACGACAAAAACUUUUACUUGCAGAGUCGUUUGUCAAUAACAGAUUCAGAUCCUUUUGCCCGUGCACUCAUUGAAAUCACAAGAUGAGGUACACUGGUUCCUCAAAAUAUUAAGACUCUCAAAAGUGACACAGUUGAUGUUUCUAUUAAAAAAUAUAAAAGUUUU